UCAGUGAUGGCAACAAUGUAUCCGCGGCUGGGUUCUCGAGGACUAGUUGGGUCAGGAUGUGAGUCGUGACUGACGCUCAGUUCACUCAGCAGAACUUCUGGGAUUCAGGUCACUCUCAACUCUCUGAAAUGAAGCUGGAAAGAAAGAAACACUACUCUUCUGGUGACUUGCUAUGAGACAGCUUGCGUCGCUUGGAAGAAAAGUUGUAUUUAUCAGAGAUGUCCACCACGGUGUCCCCAAAAGUCCCCUCCGCCAGCUCCUCAGCGGACCAGCGGACAGUCGUCGUGGGUGCGUUUUGUUGUCUGGUGUUUUUCUUCAUGAUUGUGGUGCUGCUGUUGAUCCUGUACCGGAAGGUUCCUCUCUGCUGCAAAAUGAGGGUUUAUCAGGAAUCUCGUACUGACGUGGAAUCUCCUCCUCAGUACUACAACAGCAGACAGACUCUAGUAGCUUCAUCUGAUGCGGAGCAAACACAUGACACCGGUCUUGAUAAUGUGAAUGCACGGUCGGGCUCGUUGUUCCUCAUUGGUGUGCCGAGCAGCUACUACCUUUCCUCACUGGAGCCUCCUCUUCCUCGUCUGCCCUCGUAUGAGAGCGUCCGCAAGAAAGACCGACAGCGGCAGAUCCACAUGAUGAUAGCCGACCGCUUCGGCCUGAACGGAUCUGUCGAGACUGAGCCGCCUCCCACAUAUGAGGAGAGCAUUCGUGAGUCCGUCCAGUCCAUUGACGUCCCGUUUGACAUCCUGGCACCCGAGGAGGUGCCGCCACACGCACCGGUCACAGUCUCUGAGGCCGACGUGGAUUUACCUGCAUAUGAAGAUCUACCUCAAAUCACAGACUCACAAGAUCCCAAUAACACUGUUAAUUAAAGCACAAGAACGCAAUCCUUCCUCAGCAGGAAAUCAGCAGCUGUUGAGCUGUGACUACCCUGACAGCUGAUUGCUCACCCUGACGAGCAGCCGACGUGUGCGUGAAUCCGCUGUGCUUGCAAAAGACACCAAAAUAGGGAAGGACUUGACCUAUGCAAUAACUUGCACAAGCACAAUACGAGAGGAGGAGGAUGUUGCAUCACUACUCAAAAAAGGGAAGAGAAGAACAAGAAUAUGCAAGAGUUUUAGUUCUGUCUCUGUUCAAAAUGACAUGAAACUGCUACUACGUAUGUAGAAUUAUGCUGACUGUAGAUAUUUCCAUGACUUUUCCAAGCCUAAAAAAUGUAAACAUUACAUCACAUUCCAUGAUAUUAUUACAUUUAUACAUAAGUGGGGAAUGUUGAUUUCAUUUUGAUUAUAAAAACCGAUGUAAGCUAUGAAAACAAAUGUUUUUUUGUUUUUUUUGGGAAUAACAUCCAUUUAUGAAUGGUUCAAAAUAAUACUAGUGACAUUUAUUAACCAUAAAUAAAGUCUAUUUGGAUUCCAUGUUUAAUUUUUCACAGAGAUGGCAGGUUCAUCUAAAACCAAAGUAGCAGCUGGUGCACUGUACUGACCUAAAGCACCAAAAAAUGGAAAUUUGAAGCCAUGUUUUGGACAUUACAGGGAAAUUUUAUCACUAUUUUAGGCAGAGAGAAUGGAAAUUAGUUUUAAUUCAAUUCUGUUUUUAACCAAACUGGUCAUUUUUUCAGUGUGCAUGUUCCUCGUCAGACCAAAUGACACUUUGCUGAAAUUCUAUUUGUUGAAUCUCUCUUUUUUUAAAAUAACCAUUUAUGAAUGUGCUCAAUUUUAUCACUGUGAAUAAAGAUCUUAAAUGUACAGUUUGCAAAAGUAA
Messenger RNA from Cyprinus carpio (common carp), 1758 nucleotides. RefSeq lists its product as uncharacterized. Lineage: Eukaryota; Metazoa; Chordata; Actinopteri; Cypriniformes; Cyprinidae. The record is from RefSeq and is a predicted model, not a curated record.